UGUAUUCGCCAUAUGCCGAAGUUGUGGCCAUCAGCUGGAACUAGUUGACGACCGGCAGUGGAACGAGAAACAUCACGCGAAUCGGUUGGUUGGUAGCACGGGCCACGCACGUAUGGACGUUGUUUUCCUCGGUGUUGUUGAAUAAAUUGCUUCUUUUUUUUUGGGGGGGAAAACAAAUGUGGCGAGCCUAAAUUUGAAGUUGUGUAAAAGUAAUUAAUUACAAGUUGGAAAUUCGGACGCACACAUGUGCGGAAAUUGGAAAAUAAAAGAAAAUAAGUGUGGAAAAAAAAUAAAAAAUUAACAAGCAUUAAAGACCGCGUGGAGCGAGUGAAGUGUGUUUUAGUGUUUUCGGGUGUUUUUUGUUUUGUGUGGUCUUUUAACGCGAUUUUAGGGUUGAUGGGAAGCGCCACUGCUGGCUACUUACAUACACACUUGUCUACUAGCUUACAUACUAACGCCUUUAAAUGUCUAUGUAACGCGUCCGCCGUGUAUAAAUCACCUGCGUUUGUGAAGUUGUGUGUGCGUGUGUAAUUUUUCAAACUCGAGCCGCGCGCGUGUGUAUGUCUCUGGCGCAUAUCUUACCUUCUCUUCAAUUGUUCACUUGCGUUUCAUCGGCCUCCCAGGAUGAGUGUUGUGUCGACAUUACUGGCUCAACAAGUCUUCAAUUGGCAAUUGGAGGAUUUUGCCUACUUUCGAAAAUGCGGCGAAAUUACCGUGUCUCCAGAUGCGCAAACCUACGGCAUAAAUUGUCGUUUUUGUGCUGGUAUUUGUUUGCAAUUCGAUGUUUUCAUUGAACAUAUGCGCGAGGUGCAUGCGGAGCGUGUCAGUGCGCUGUAUCAGCAAACGGAAACAUCGCUAGAGGGAGAGAAACGCGAGCAGAGCACGCAAACACAAAGUGAAAUCGAAACUUUUUAUAGUGACGCCCUUGCCCACUUCAACGCUGACGACGAUUUUGAUAUCGAUAUCGAUGUAGAGUGCAUUGAUGGCGACGAGCGCGCAUACAGCUACAACUGUGCAGACGUCGACGCCGCCGCCGCCACCGCUGUAGACAACAGCAACAGCAACAGUAACAGCAACGACAACGACGUUGGCAGUGACACUGACAUCGACUCCGUGGCCAAAAUCGCGCAAAUACCGCCCACCGUUGGGGCCGUCGCUGCCGCCGCCGCGACUGUCACACAACGUCGCUAUCCACAGCGCCAACGCCGUGCAACUGUAUAUAAUGGGACAAACGGAGAUAAGCCGCGUAAAAUAUGUAGUUGGAAUGAAGCGUCGUCAGCGAAAUGUAAUGGCACAUUGGGAAAAUUCAAAACAGUCGCUAUACAAACGCCACCAACACCCGCGUCCACACCAUCGCCAUGGACAACGCCAAUACAAAAUGCCAACGAUUCGACAACAACAACAACAAAAACAAAGACAACAACGAGGCGAACAGUCGAAACCGAAAGCGAAACAACAACAACAACAAUAGCGAGAGCAAUGGAUACAACAGCUGACGUUAGUUUGGGUGCGCAAAUAGACAUGCACGAUAUCUGCACGCCGCUAGCUAUUGAAGGGGAUGUCGACAUGCAGGCGCAAAAUGGACCGGAAGCGACACAAGAAGUUGACUUGGUUUAUAUUAUGGAGAGCGCAACACCAGAUGGUAUUAUAGCAGAAGAAACCGUUGUUGAUCCAUUCGAAAUGGCGCAAGGCUGGCGGCGUUCAACAGAUUCAUCGGAGUUUCCGGAGAAUGACAUGCCCAGUCCAUGCUCCAUCGAGGAGUUACAGAAAAACUUAAUCACAUUGCCGUUGAGCGCUUUGAAAGGUGAAAAGCCUUUAGUCAAUGAGAAUGAGCACAGUACUGAAGUGAUCUUUUACCUGCUAGAGGCGUAUAAAAAGAAUGAAAAGCUCUGGAAUCCCAAUCAUCCGCAAUACAAAUAUAAUGCCAAUCGUAAGAUGUUUGAAGAAUUAUCGCGGCCACUGUUGCGUGACAUGAACUACUCACUAGAUGGCGCUGAGAUCUAUGCGAUCAUAAAGAGUCUACGUUCACGCUAUCGACUCGAAUUGGCCAAAGCGCGCGAACGGAGGGGCAAAUACAAAACACGUUUUAAAUAUUACGACAAAUUGGAGUUUCUCCGUGAUGUUAUAGAGAAUAAGCGUGCUGCGCGGAAAGUCAAGAAACAUCACGAUAAUGCGGUUUCGGAAAAAUCGCUUGAAGAAGACUACGCCGAAACAACGCGUUCCACGCAUAACCGCACCUUGCUCACAUAUCUUUUAGAUGCUUUUCGCAGACAGGAGGCGCUCUGGAAUCCACAACAUUCCAAUUACUUGCUCGGUGAUAAAAAUGAACUAUUGCGCGAGAUCUCUAGCGAGUUGUUGCUGGAGAAGGGCAUAAAUAUGUCGGCGGAUGAAUGCUUUACGGAGAUACAAAAAUUGCGUACGCGCUACCGGCGCGAAUUACGCAUUGUACACGAACAAAAAGGACUUUAUGCGCCCAAGUUGUGGUGCUUCGAACAAAUGGAGUUCCUGCAGAAGAUCUUUGAGGAUCAGUUGCGUGAACGCUUGAAAAAGCGAAAAGGCGUCAUCGCUUGCAAACCGAAGACUCAGUAUUUAAAAGCAAAAUCGAUUGAAUUCAAAAGUAACGAUGAUCAUCUAACCUUUAUAGAAAUCUACAAGAGUUACUCGGCGCUGUGGGAUGUGGAUCAUCCCGAUUAUCGUUCGACCACCUAUCGCAAUGAGGAACUCAAUCAGAUGCUUGAAGAAGUGAAUUUAAUGCUUGGCAUUAAUAGCUCAUUAGAAGAAUUACAGAAGACACUCUAUGAGUUGCGUAAAGAGUUUUCAGCGGAGAAGCAUAAGCGUUUAGUGGAAACUGCCGACGCGUGCGCAAAAUCAACAGCAACUCAACCACCGUCAAUUAUACAAAUGAAACUAAUGGAAUUUCUCGACUUGAACUUAGGCCCCUUUCGCUGUGAUGUCUGUGAUGAAGUAAUUAAAACCUCCGAUCAGUAUAAGAUACACAAGUCUGGCCAUGACGGCAUGCAACCGUUCAUUUGUACGCUUUGCGGCAAGGGUUUUCAGAUACCCGGCAAUCUCACUAUACACAUACGACGGCAUAAAGGAGAUUUUCCAUACGCUUGCGAGGUGUGCGAUAAGAAAUUUGCCACCUCCACCGAGGUUGCCAUCCAUAUGAGGAGUCAUACAGGUGAACGCCCCUACAUAUGCGAUCUCUGCGAUAAAUCCUUUAAAACCUGGUCUUUCUACGACACACAUCGACGUACCCACCUCAAACAGUCGAACUUUCAUUGUCCCAUCUGUGACAAGGCCUUCUACGAGCGUAAUCGUUAUACCGAUCACAUGAAUGGUCACUUGAAUAUACGGAAACAUGCUUGUGACGUUUGCGGCAAGGCGUUCACCACAUUUGCCAAUCUCAAGAAGCACAACGAACUACAUUUGCCGGUGAAGAAGUACAAAUGCGAUAUUUGCGGUCAACGUUUUGCACAAUUGGCUAGCGUACGUUGGCAUAAACGUAAAGCACAUGCGCAGGCGCUUGACAAGCGGCAUCAACAGAUGGAGCAGUGAAGAUUUGGGGAAGGGUGAUGAGGUAUAAUACUUAAGUAUGCGUGUGUGUAUGUGUCUAGGUGAGUGAUUGAAAAGGGGCGUGGCGUUAUUUUAAGUGAAAGUGUCAAUUAUGUAUGUACAUACACAUACAAAUGUAAGGUGGGUUGGAGAUUGAAAAAGAAAAUUAUUUUUACUCUUCUAAAAGUGAUUUAUACCAACUAAUAAUUGUGACUAGUUUUUAAGAUUUUUUAUUUUUAAUUUUUUUAAUUUUUAAUUUUUUUUUACAAUACUUUCAAUUUUUUUCAUUAUAUUAUUAGUUUUUUUAUUUUAUUAUAUUUUUUAUUUUAUUAUUUUUUUUU
Molecule: messenger RNA, 3896 nt
Organism: Ceratitis capitata (Mediterranean fruit fly)
Lineage: Eukaryota; Metazoa; Arthropoda; Insecta; Diptera; Tephritidae
Exons: 6
Coding region: 625-3558 (977 amino acids)
Cellular component (GO): nucleus
Source: RefSeq, a predicted model, not a curated record